Dissoconium aciculare CBS 342.82 is the source of this 333-nucleotide messenger RNA. RefSeq lists its product as uncharacterized. The coding region runs from base 1 to 333 and encodes 110 amino acids. Lineage: Eukaryota; Fungi; Ascomycota; Dothideomycetes; Mycosphaerellales; Dissoconiaceae. The transcript has a single exon. The record is from RefSeq and is a predicted model, not a curated record.
AUGACUGCCACCCCUCUCGUCCGCCACUUCGAAGCCUUCCUCGCCGCCCGCCACCCGCCCAAGACGUUCUGUCCCAGCGAAGUCGCGCGCUCGCUCACGUCGGCCGACAUCCAGGUCCUCUCCGACGCGACCUCCACGGCGAUGACGCACUGGCGGGAUGCGAUGCCUUUGAUCAGAGAGCAUGCGUGGACCUUGCGGGCGCGGGGCCGGUGUGAGAUUCUGCAAAGGGGCGUCGUCUUGGGCGCGGAGCAGGUGGGUUGUCUCGAGGAGAUCAGGGGGCCGAUUCGGAUUCGGAGGGUGGAGCGGACUGGGGAGGAUGGGAGCGGUGCGUGA